AUGGCCAUAUCUCCAAGCAAGGAGAGGAUUAGAGCAAAAGCAGUUGCAUUCUGCCAGGCUUUCGUUGAUGGACUUUCACCUAACAUUAUCUUGUCCGAAUACUUUACGUCAGAACCACGAAUUACAGAACAUGGUCCUGACAACUCAGAGCUCCCAUUUCUUGGUAAAACAUUCUUAGGUCGUAAAUUUGACUCUUCCAGCAAUCAGACGUGCGACGAUUACUUCAUCAUUCUUACCAAAUCACUUGAGUUCGAGCCCUCACCGACCACAUUCCCUUCACCCAAGUCCUUCGUUGUCGAUGAGACUUGCGAGAUUAAUGGGAAGAAAGGCGUGGUCAGUGUUGUUGGGAGUGCAAAUUUCAGAAGCCUGAGAACAGGCAAAGGAUGGAAUGAGCAGUUCAUAUAUCGAUUGAGUGAAUUUGAUAGGGACGGAAAGAUCGGACAUUGGGAGAUCUGGGCCGAUGCUCUCUCCGCCUGGAACGCUGUUCAUACUUGA
Molecule: messenger RNA, 495 nt
Organism: Sclerotinia borealis F-4128
Lineage: Eukaryota; Fungi; Ascomycota; Leotiomycetes; Helotiales; Sclerotiniaceae
Source: the annotation of a GenBank genome assembly